This is a messenger RNA of Harpia harpyja (harpy eagle), 1421 nucleotides long. It is a transcript of the gene GPX3, whose product is annotated as glutathione peroxidase 3. Gene Ontology annotation, biological process: response to oxidative stress. The transcript has 5 exons. Gene Ontology annotation, molecular function: glutathione peroxidase activity. NCBI's taxonomy places the organism in Eukaryota, Metazoa, Chordata, Aves, Accipitriformes, Accipitridae. The record is from RefSeq and is a predicted model, not a curated record.
CUGGCUCCCCCCCCCGCUCAGCCCAGCAGCUAUUUCUCGGCUGUCGGGCUCGGAGGUGGCAGAAGGCGACAGGGAGAGGGGGGUGUGUGUGUGUGUCCCGUGUCCCCCCCCCCCCCCGCUUUCCCCCGGGGCUGUGAGGUGGGUGCCCGCACCCCACGCCCGCCCCGGCCAUGGGGGGCUGGUGCCGCAGCGCCUGGAUUUUGCCCUUUUUCUUGGCUGGGCUCGUCCAGCCGGGGCAGAGCCAGGAGAGGGAGAAGGUGAAAUGCUACAACUCGGUGCAGGGCACCAUCUACGACUAUGGGGCCCUGACCCUCGACGGGGACGAGUAUGUCCCCUUUAGGAACUACGCGGGGAAGAUGGUGCUCUUCGUCAACGUGGCCACGUACUGAGGCCUCACCCUGCAGUACCUCGAACUGAAUGCACUACAAAACGAGCUGGGGCCCUACGGGCUCGUUGUCCUGGGCUUCCCCUCCAACCAAUUUGGGAAGCAGGAACCCGGCCAGAACUCAGAAAUCCUCCCUGCGCUGAAGUAUGUCCGGCCAGGGGGUGGCUUCGUCCCCAACUUCCAGCUUUUCCAGAAAGGGGAUGUCAACGGGGCCAAGGAGCAGAAGGUCUACACUUUCCUGAAGAACGCCUGUCCCCCGGUGGCGGAGGAGUUUGCAAACCCCAAGAACCUCUUCUGGGAGCCUCUGCGGAACCACGACAUCAAGUGGAACUUCGAGAAGUUCCUGGUGGGCCCCGACGGCGUGCCUGUCAUGCGCUGGUACCAUCGCACCAACAUCGCUGUUGUGAAGAACGACAUCAUCGCUUACAUGAGGCAGCAGCAGCAGGAGCAACAGCAGCAGCAGGGCCAGUAGACGCUGGGGCCGCCGGCCUGAGGGGUGGUUUCUCCCCCCUGCCGGCAUCCCCCCUGGCUGUUGCAGGGCUGCUCCCCAUCUCAUCCCCUCCCAGGAUGCUCCCCAGCACCAGGAGCCGAAUGCCAAGCCAGCACGCUGCUCCCUCCCUCGCUUUUGUCUCUGACACCCCCCAGCUGGGAUACUGGGCUGAGCAACCCGGUGCAGAGACCUCAGCGAUAGGAGGGGGACAUUUCCAAUAAUCCCUUGUCCCACCUCCAUCCCCAGCGGUGACAUCUCCUCCUGGCCCCCAGCUUGCCCCCCUGCUCCGCCAUCCCGCCUUGCCGGGCAGUGGGAGGAUGCAGGGGCCAGCCGCCCCCGGAGCAGAAGACCACGUCUCCAUGAAGGCUUGGCCCGAAAGCCCCCGGCGCGGGCUGGGCCUGGCCUGAUCCUGCCGGGCACGGAGCAGCUCUUCAGUGCAUUCAAGCUGCCCGCAGUCCCGGCGUAGAGACGUGCUCCUCUCCCAGCCGGGGGCAGCCAGCCCCUCACCCCCCACCAUAAAAAUGCCAAAUAAAGACUCUGCAAAUG